CUCAUUUCCGUCCUGCGCCCGCGUUUGCCCCCUCUCUCCUUCACUGGCCCCAACUAAGCUACUGUCCAGGGACAGUUCUAUUCGCUCUAGACCUCAGUCUGGAACGCCUCCACACGUCCUCCACUACACAACAUCUGUAUCCUUCUAUCAAUCGCGGCGUCAAAGAACAUACAGACGUACACGUACAACCGUAUCAACAUACGCUCACAAACACGCACGCACAUGUAGACGCACACAUCUACACAUUGCUACUCAACAAGCCCAACAUCGCGACUAUCCUCAUUCGGACGUGACCACGCUGUCCUAACACACAUACGCGAAUCCUAGCUGGAGUCGGAAGCUCGGUGCGCGACUCUCAUCCGUCUUCCGCCAUUCCAUCGGCUGCCCUGCCUCCUUUGCCAACCAACACCUAGGCAUCCGCACACUUGGUCGUACAGGCUUCACUUCAAAAAGGACAGCCUGCCACCUACCAAGGCGUACUCCCUACGCCACCUCUGAACUCCGGCCCGAACAAACCAGAUAACCGCCAAACUGUCUCCCAUCAUACUCAACCGCAACCUCCACGUCCCGCCGCCGGUCUAUGAUCGCGGAGCCAUGGCUGGAGACCGGGCAAGCCGGAAGCGAAGAUCUAGCAGCAUUGUCUACCACGAGCCUCCGGAGUCGAUCGAGCAGCUCAGCGAUCAGGCUGCGCUGCCAAACCUGAACGCCGAAUGGGUCAAUGCUAAAGGUACGUGCGGUCUUGCUUGAUACCCCCGCAAAGAGGAAGCAGAUAUGCAAAGAAGACACGUACAAGAAUGGGAAGCCCACAAGGAAGAUCAAUGCGGAAGGAAGAAAGAACCACGGGGGCAUGCUUGGGGUGGAUCGAGGGGAGGCCGCAUCCUCUGCGAAACCGGCGUGUUGCGGCAAUCAAUACCAUGCCAUGAGGUCUGAAGGUUGCUGGAGCUUACGCCUUUCUAUCUCGUCCUUCUGCUCCCUCCAUGCCCUCUUCACGCCUUCCCAGUCGGCCUCCAGAUCCAAGUCUCUCGCAUCAUAAACCCUCACCUCCGGCAAGAAUACUAACAAUCGUUGGCGUAUUUCUAGGCGCUUGGUUGAUCCACCCUAUUCUCAUUUUCUGCCUGAAGAUCCUCUUUGACAUAAUGCCCGGCAUCACACAGGAGACGUCGUGGACGCUUACCAACCUGACAUACAUGGUCGGCAGCUACAUCAUGUUCCACUGGGUGCGCGGCAUCCCCUUCGACUUCAACUCGGGAGCGUAUGACAACCUCAACAUGUGGGAGCAGAUUGACAAUGGCGAUCAGUACACUCCGACCAAAAAGUACCUCCUAGCCGUGCCCAUAAUCCUUUUCUUAGUAAGCACGCAUUACACGCAUUACGCGAUCGGUACAUUCAGUCUGAAUCUGUUGGCGACGAUCGCUGUCGUCAUCCCAAAAUUACCUGCGCUACACCGCCUCCGCACGACCUUCUUUUCAGGCCCGCCUGAGGACAGGUAGCCACCUCCCGUCUCCUGCAAGAACGAGUAAAACUUUCCUUUACCCAACGUGAUACCCCUCCCAUUAAAGAAACAAAACCUUUGCAUAGAUACUGGGGCCUCUUUUCUCUCCUUCUAUAUUUACUUAUCUCUUCUCUCUGUGGGUGAUACGUAAAUCUAUAUCUCUCUCCUUUUUGUUUUGAUUACAAGCAAUGCAAACAUCAAGUGGAAAAGCAUGGGCAGUUGAUGAGGUGUGGUUGGUCCAAAACGGGUUUUGUGCAAGAUCGGUCAGACAAGCAAUGGCGUUUGAGAACUUCGUCGCUGAGUGUCCUUUCCCUCGAUCUUUGGUUUCUUUCUCAUCGAGAGAGAUAGACCAUCUUUCCUUUCCAAACCUCUUACUUUGGCCGGUCUGUUUUAAUACACAAAGAGCAUAUCUGCUUACUACUCUCUAUCACUUGUAAAGAAGAAUGCGUUCGAGUUCUGCUGAGUCGGAAAAAAAAACGACGCUCCUUUCCAGAAGGUUGGUGACCUUGUACGUUAAGUGUAUCAUGCGAGAAUAAGAAAGCCGUCUCUAUCAA
This is a messenger RNA of Verruconis gallopava, 2046 nucleotides long. RefSeq lists its product as hypothetical. Bases 978 to 1490 code for a protein of 170 amino acids. Lineage: Eukaryota; Fungi; Ascomycota; Dothideomycetes; Venturiales; Sympoventuriaceae. The transcript is spliced from 3 exons. Gene Ontology annotation, biological process: negative regulation of ceramide biosynthetic process; intracellular sphingolipid homeostasis; ceramide metabolic process. Gene Ontology annotation, cellular component: endoplasmic reticulum membrane. The record is from RefSeq and is a predicted model, not a curated record.